Molecule: messenger RNA, 1416 nt
Organism: Apis mellifera (honey bee)
Lineage: Eukaryota; Metazoa; Arthropoda; Insecta; Hymenoptera; Apidae
Gene: rswl
Product: mitochondrial ribonuclease P protein 1 homolog
Exons: 3
Coding region: 92-1255 (387 amino acids)
Biological process (GO): mitochondrial tRNA 5'-end processing; positive regulation of mitochondrial translation
Cellular component (GO): nucleoplasm; nucleus; mitochondrion
Molecular function (GO): tRNA binding
Source: RefSeq, a predicted model, not a curated record
GAUAUUAUAUUAAAGUGAGUGAUGAAUGUUUUAUGUAUGAUGUAUAUAUAAAACAAGUGUUUUACUUAUUAAAUUCCACGUAUAAUAAAAAAUGUAUGAUCGAUUUUGUUUAAAUUUUGUUACUUUUGUAACUAAAAUUUAUUCUAAUGUUUCUAUUCAAAAUGCACAUAAAAUUACAAUUUCACAAUUUAGAAUUCCUAUACAAGUACAUGUACGAAAUUAUUGUAAAGGAAAUCCAAGUAAAAUAAUAUUUGAUCAUUAUAACAAAAUAUAUGAAAAAGAAUUACAAGUACUUCUAGAAGAUCCAAAAUAUAAAGCUAUUUACGAUAGAUAUAAUUUAGAAUUGGAAUACAUAAAGUAUAAUACAGGAAGAGUACCUAAAACUUUAACAGCAUCUAACUGGUUACAUUUACUAAAAUCAUCAACAAAAACACAAAAAAGAUCUUAUAUAGACUUUCUUUGGAAAUUAGAAAAAAAAGAAGAACAUCGACAAGAAAAAAAGUUAAAAAAAAAAGAAAAAAAAGAAAUAGAAGAAAUAAAAAAGAAUGAAAAAUAUUUAUUAGGGAAUUCAUUAUUUUUCCGCAUACGUGACCAAACAAUAAAUGAGUUUUAUAAUAGCAGGCUGAUAAGUGCUAUGUUACAUGAACCAACAAUAAUAUAUGAUCUUGGAUAUGAUGAAUAUAUGGAUCCAUUUGAAAAAGAAAAUUGUGCAAAACAAUUAUUAUUAUCUUUUUCAACAAAUCGAAUACAUGAAGAACCUUUUAAUCUUUAUUUUUGUAAUGUGAAUUAUGAAAAUCGUGUUAUGCAGAAAUUUCAUAAAUUAUUACCACAAUUAUAUGAGCCACAUUUUCCAUUAAAUAUUACUUCAAAAUCUUAUUUAGAAAUAUUUGAUAAAAAUCAAUUAGUAUAUCUUACUCCUAAUGCUCAAACAAUUUUAGAAAAUUUUGAUCCUAAUCUAAUAUAUAUAAUUGGUGGAAUAGUAGAUAAGAGAGAUACUAAACCAUAUUCAUUUCAAAAAGCUAACAAAGAAGGUAUUAAAAUGAUGAGAUUACCCUUGAGUGAAAUGUUAAAUUGGGGAACAGGAUCUUCAAAAAAUCUUCCUCUCAAUCAAGUUCUUCAUAUCAUGUUAGAGUUAAAACGGACUAAGAAUUGGACCGAAGCAUUAAAUGUUAUACCUAAACGGAAAUUAAAGGAAAUUAAAGAAAAGGAGCAAAAAAGAAAACAAGAUAUAAUAAUGUACAAAUUUUAUAGAUAGAGAUUCUAGAAUUUAACAUAAAUAUAUUUGUUAUAAAUUAAAAUUAAAUAAAAUUUUAAUAAUUAAUUAAAAUUAUUAUAUAAUUUUAAUAUAAUUUUAAAUUAAUUUCUAAAUUAAUUAUAUUAUAGUUAUAAUACAAUAAAUAUUACAAUAUUAUACAA